GCAAAGGGUACGUCUAACUGCCAGUUCUUGACUUCUUCGCGAUCCAGCUUCCAACCAGACGGAGUUCUCGACCGUUCAAAUUUCGAUACCAUGACAUUGCAAGACGACCUCGCAGCCAGUCCGCCAUGCCAUCCACGCGCGUGCGCGAUACAAAAUUGCCUGACCAGAAACGGAUUUGAUGAGAGCAAAUGCCAGAAACAGAUAGACGCACUCUACGAGUGUUGCAACGCGUUUUACGAAAAGAACAGCGAAAGCGCGUCAACAGUUAGCUGCCCCAAAGCGAGCCUGCUACGGCUCAAGAUGGAACAGAGAAAGAAGGCUACAUGAAGGAAAACAAGAGGAGUCGAAAUGUAUCACUUGUCCAGAUAUGUCCACCUAAACGCCCGUGAAGGUGUUAGGUAACUUAAACGGAAAGUGCGGUAUUCCUCUGGGCGAUCCUUGAGCACGCGAGAGACCUCAUGGGCCUGAACAAGAAAUGAUGGUCUUGUUCCGAGACUCUAAUAGGAAUGCCGUGGACAUUGUAAGGAAAAAAAAAAGAAGAAGAAGAAAAUACCAAAGAAGUUUUUGGGGUCCGUCGCUUUUUGUAUCAAUUUCUCACACAGGUGGAGGGGCUUGAAAUUCGGGUGGGGUUCAUAG
Neurospora crassa OR74A is the source of this 636-nucleotide messenger RNA. RefSeq names its product DUF1903 domain-containing protein. Bases 91 to 327 code for a protein of 78 amino acids. The transcript is spliced from 4 exons. Gene Ontology annotation, cellular component: mitochondrial intermembrane space. NCBI's taxonomy places the organism in Eukaryota, Fungi, Ascomycota, Sordariomycetes, Sordariales, Sordariaceae. The record is from RefSeq and is a predicted model, not a curated record.